Tripterygium wilfordii is the source of this 425-nucleotide messenger RNA. RefSeq lists its product as uncharacterized. The record is from RefSeq and is a predicted model, not a curated record. The transcript has a single exon. The coding region runs from base 45 to 410 and encodes 121 amino acids. Lineage: Eukaryota; Viridiplantae; Streptophyta; Magnoliopsida; Celastrales; Celastraceae.
AGCAAGAACAGUGUGUGUAGUACUGAGCUUAGAGAGAGAGAGAAAUGGAGAGUGGAAAGACCAAGAAGGGUGUGAUGAAGAGCUCCUUCCAGAUGCCGCUUCACUAUCCAAGGUACACCAAGAAGGACUAUGAGAGCAUGCCUGAGUGGGAGCUUGACAGGCUUUUGGCUGAGUAUGGUUUGGCUGUGCAAGGUCAUGACUUGGAAUACAAGAGGGAAUUUGCAAUGGGUGCCUUUCUUUGGCCUGAUUUUGGUCAUGAAAUUCGCACCAAUUCCAAUGGACUUCACUACCACCACCAAGAUUCUGCUUCUCAUGCUCACAAGAAGUCCAAGAUUUUUGAGUUCAUUAAGCACAUAUUGGGUUAUGCUAGGCAAUCUGUUAGUGACUUUCAAUUAAGCCUUUACAAUUAGCCUAGUAGGGCAAUA